AUGACGACGCACUCCUCGCUUCCCAGCGUUGGAGAUGGCGAUGAGGGGGAUCUAGAUGCUUUGAUCUUGUCCACGAUGCUUCUGGCUGGGUAUAGUUUGAAAGCCUGUCUGAACAAAGCGGAAGCGGUACCGUACUAUCUACGGGAUAAUGAUGUCUACUUCCCUCCUGGACCGCAACGGGAUUUGGAUGUUCUGCAGGUACGGGUUACGGAUCUCAGGGCCCGGUAUGCAGCCAUAGUCAAGAGUAGCCGCUCCAGAAUACAAGUGCAUGCGUGGAGCGAGUCCGUUGCUCGUCUCCUCGCACAAUUCGACGAGGUGCAUAACGCAUUUGUGGACUGGAUGCAAGGACUACCGAUGGGAUGGCGAUACUCGAAGCAGAGAUUAUCGGCGAAGACUUCAGAUACGUUGGCUCUGCCAGCUGAGAUUUCAAGCGAGGAUGUCUACACUUUCAACAACAUCACCCAAGCGAUCGUCUGGCUGCAAUACCACGCCCUACAUCUCGUCGCCACAACCCUGUACUUACGCUUACUUCGACUGAACAUCCAUGACGAGCCCUGGCAGACAUAUCCCGACCCAGCCACGUCCAGCCAAACACUCCCACAAACCCUCAACAAACUAACCGCAUCCUUUAUCCUCAAGAUCCCCUUCUUCUACCACCACAGACGCUUGACCCCACGAAAAGCCCUAAUACUAGCCUGGCCAAUCACAAUCGCCGUUGGGACAAAAGCCUUCUCCGACAAGCAAGAGGCGUGGUUACAGAGCCGACUAGAUGGGAUAGCGGACGUGACCGGAGCCCAGAUUUUGCGGACCAUCAGCCAGAAUCCCGCGUUCUGGUUCUGA
Molecule: messenger RNA, 840 nt
Organism: Recurvomyces mirabilis
Lineage: Eukaryota; Fungi; Ascomycota; Dothideomycetes; Mycosphaerellales; Teratosphaeriaceae
Exons: 3
Coding region: 1-840 (279 amino acids)
Source: RefSeq, a predicted model, not a curated record